AAAGGCUGCUGGUACUCGGCUGUCAUGGCUCCGGACGUAAACACAGCGCCAUGAACAACCACACAUGUUGUUGUAGUACUUAGCCGUACAAACUGCAGCUACAUUUUAACGGUAGUGAUCAGCGAGAGAAACAAGUGCCAGGUCAAAACAUGUCCGGGGGAAACAAAGCCAUUGAGUUACAGCUUCAGAUGCGGCAAAAUGCGGAGGAUCUGCAUAGCUUCAUGACGGAGCUGGACAGCUGGGAGACAGACAUGAAAAAGAAGGAUGAGGAGCUGAGGACGGGAGAACAAGAGGCCCAGAAGAAGCUCCCACCUGUGCGCAACAAAGACUACAAAACAAAGAUGAGGGAAAGGAAGAAGAAGAAGAAGGAGCCAACAAGCAACGGUGACGCAAAGGCAGAGGAGCCCAAAGAAGCCUCAAGGAUCAAAGCAUACGACUAUAGAUCAUGGGACAAGUUUGACGUGAACAAAGCUCUGUCAGAGAUGGAUAAGGAGGAAAGUCCUGCAGAGUCAAAUGAGUCAGACUCUGAGGAAGCUACAGCUGAUCAGGAGAAAGCGCAGUCUGAGAGAGAAAAGGGCAACGUGUUUUUCAAAGAUGGGAAGUACGACGAUGCUGUCGAGUGUUACACCAGAGGGAUGGGUGCCGAUCCUUACAACCCUGUGCUUCCCACAAACAGAGCUACCGCCUUCUUCAGACUCAAAAAGUAUGCUGUGGCAGAGUCUGACUGCAACUUGUCGAUAGCUCUGGACAGCAACUACUUCAAAGCGUACGCAAGGAGAGGAGCAGCACGGUUUGCACUGAAGAAAUAUGAAUCUGCAUUAGAAGAUUAUGAGACGGUUCUCAAGCUUGACCCCGGGAACGUGGAGGCACAGAAUGAAGUGAAAAGAAUCAAAGAGACUCUCGGUCAUCCGGCACCAGCCCCCCCGAGUGGAGCCACACAGCCACAGGAGGUUCCCACAGUGGACCCUGAGCAGCAGAGACUGAUAGAGGAACAGCAGAGACGACAGGAGGCGGCUGUACAAAAAGACAGAGGAAACGCCUAUUUCAAAGAGGGGAAGUAUGAAGCCGCUGUUGAGUGCUACAGCAGAGGCAUGGAGGCUGACAGCAUGAACGUCCUGCUGCCCGCCAACAGAGCCAUGGCCUUCCUCAAGCUGGAGAAGUAUAAGGACGCAGAGGAGGACUGCACCAAAGCAAUUUCUCUGGACAGCACUUACUCCAAGGCUGUCGCCCGCCGUGCCACAGCCAGAGUAGCUUUAGGGAAACUGGAGGAGGCCAAACAAGAUUUUCAGGAGGUGUUGAAACUGGAACCAGGGAACAAGCAGGCCCUGAACGAGCUCCAGAAACUGAAGAUUGACGUGGCCUCCAGCGGCCUUCUUCAGACACCAGACGGCACACAGAGAAGAACCGUUCAGCCAAUAGACAAACCAACACAUCUGCGGUCAACUAAACCUCUGAGGAGGAUUGAUAUCGAGGAAGUGAGCGGCAAGGCGACAGUGUCUGAGGUGGAGUCAGGUGGGUCCAAAUUCUUGGUCCAGGGCGUUGAGGAGGCUGAGGACGAAUCGUCUCCGCUGUCGACGUCACCCAGCGCCAAGAUCAUCAAGAUUGAGGAGAUCGCAGAAGUCCCCUCCCACUCAACUGAUCCCCUCCCUGCGAGCAGGCAGACCAAACAGCCAGAGCAGAAGAAAAUCUUUCAUCCUCCUGAACCGUCAGCCAGCCCCUCCCCAACAGUAGCAGACCUGCCUCCUCCACCCACCAACAGCUUCCAGCUGGAGGCCGACCUCCGCAAGAUCGGAAACCAGCCUGAAGCGAUUUACAGAUAUCUGAGGCAAAUCAAACCCGAGGCGUUCACAAACAUUUUCCAAAACUCCCUUGAACCGGACAUUCUUAAUCAGCUCGUGAGGACACUGCACGGUUUCUAUAUCAAGAACGAGGCACCGGCCAUCACACUGGAGAUCCUCAGGAGCCUGGCGAGUGUGAGGCGCUUCGACAUGGCUGUCAUGUUCCUGUCGUCCCCGGAGAAGAAAGUGCUUAAAGAACUGUUUGACUUCCUUCACCAAGCAGAGCUGGAGGGAUCGUCUGUCGCAACCUUACAGAAGAAGUACGGUGUGUGACGACACAAGCUCUAUAGACAUUACCUUUUAAAACACAGUACUACAUUAUUUUCAAAACCAAAGGAACAAUGUAGUUAUAUUCUACUACUAAAUAAACUUAAAUUGACUAUAAUUCAGUUGGACAGCUGUGUUUUGGCCCUGUGGAAAUACAAUGUUAUCUAGUUUCUCGCUUCAUAACACUGAUUUGAUCUAAAGUCAGAAAUUCACAGAUUGUUGAUUGUAAUUCUGACCUUGGUUCAUUUUAGAGUUAAAGUUGAUAUAGACAGAGAUCUCCAGUGUAGAUUCCUGUCCCUAAUGCAAAAGUUAAUAUCAUUAGUCACGAUAUUAAUCAAAUAAAAAUCUGCAACGUUUCUGUGUAGAUGUUUAACCAUUUACUCCACAACUGUUUUAAUAAAUGUAUCAGCAUGCAAACUUGAAAAAAUAGGCGAUUAUACCCCUGCCAGAAGUAAUGUUCUAUAAACAGGAAAUGGGAGUUUCCAAUUACCCUAUACGUUUUUAAUGCAGCACACGUAUGGGUUGGUCUCUGUGAGCCCUGUUUGAAUAAUCCUCCCAUGUUAAACCGGCUCUGUUUGACUGUCGAGAACUGUAUUCUGCAAAUGCACAUUUUAAGUCUCAUUUUAGAAGCUGAAUAAAAAUGAAAGGUGUGUUUUGUAAUGUUUGUGUGCGU
Anoplopoma fimbria (sablefish) is the source of this 2778-nucleotide messenger RNA. RefSeq names its product RNA polymerase II associated protein 3 (gene rpap3). Gene Ontology annotation, molecular function: protein binding. NCBI's taxonomy places the organism in Eukaryota, Metazoa, Chordata, Actinopteri, Perciformes, Anoplopomatidae. The record is from RefSeq and is a predicted model, not a curated record.